ACGUUGUAUGUUUCGAUUGGCUUACGUCGUUCUAGCUCCCAGCGCAGGUCAGAAGCAGUUUUCGGGUCGUGUGCAAACCUCGUGUGGCGCAACCAAGAGGAACUAGACAUAAAUAGGGCUACUGGUGGUGGCGUGAGGAUUACUACUCAGACAUGAGCAGCAACGAGUGCUUCAAAUGUGGACGCUCUGGCCAUUGGGCUCGGGAAUGCCCAACUGGAGGUGGCCGUGGGGGCCGUGGUGGAGGAAGAGGUCGUGGGGCCCGUGGUGGAUUUAAUUCUUCUAGAGGUUUCCAGUUUAUUUCGUCAUCCCUUCCAGACAUCUGUUACCGUUGCGGGGAAUCUGGUCACCUUGCUAAGGAUUGUGAUCUUCAAGAGGAUGCCUGCUAUAACUGUGGCAGAGGUGGGCACAUUGCCAAAGACUGUAAGGAGCCAAGAAAAGAGCGAGAGCAAUGCUGCUACAACUGUGGAAAGCCUGGUCAUCUUGCUCGUGACUGUGACCACGCUGAUGAGCAGAAGUGUUAUUCUUGUGGAGAGUUUGGCCAUAUCCAGAAAGAUUGCACUAAAGUGAAAUGCUACAGGUGUGGAGAAACUGGCCAUGUAGCCAUCAACUGCAGUAAGACAAGUGAAGUCAACUGUUACCGCUGUGGGGAGUCAGGGCACCUUGCACGGGAAUGCACGAUUGAAGCAACAGCUUAAAUUUCCUUUGUCGCCCCUCCUUUUUUUGAUGGUUGUAUUUUCUCUGAAUCCUCUUCACUGGCCAAUGGUUGGCAGAUAGAGGCUAGUCCCAGGCCAGUGAGCUUUACUUGACAUGUAAAAGGAGGAAAGGGGUGGAAAACGACUUUCUGCAUUUAACUACAAAAAAUGUUUAUGUUUAGUUUGGUAGAGGUGUUAUGUAUAAUGCUUUGUUAAAGAACCCCCUUUCCGUGCCACUGGUGAUUAGGGAUUUAAUGGUAAGAGUUGAGUCAGCCUUGUAGACCCCUACAUGGUUUAUGCACCCCCACACCUGUGCAGUAGGGGAAUGCUUUUUGAAGUAUCUACUUGAUAUUUUAAGCUUAUGAUGGUCUUAUUGUCUGACCUCAGCUGUUCAUAACAUCAAGUACAUCUGCAUCAGGCCCUGCCUACAGUCUAAGCAGAGUGGAAGUAAACACGUCAACUAGUGGCCUUUUGCAAAAUAUCAGUUGAAACCAUAAGCCAAUUUGGCCACUCCAUACAUUUUUGGAGACACAGUUGAAGGCAGUUUUGGAAUAAAUAUUUCAUGGGCAUAAUGAACCCAGGACAAGCAUCAGUGGAAAAAGCAAAUGAAAAGUUGUUACUAUUCAGGAGCUGCAGAUUAUUGUUUUCUCAGAAAUCAAGAUGUUAUUUUUGUAUACUAUAUCACUUUAGACAACAGAGUUUCAUUUGCUUAUCAGUUUUAAAAGUCAGAGGGUAAAAGAAACUGAAGUCCUAGAACAUAGAAAUGUAAUUUUAAACUAUCAAUAAAGCUGGAGGAGGAAGGGGAGUCUGCGUAAA
Messenger RNA from Bombina bombina (fire-bellied toad), 1508 nucleotides. RefSeq names its product CCHC-type zinc finger nucleic acid binding protein (gene CNBP). Gene Ontology annotation, molecular function: single-stranded RNA binding; mRNA binding; translation regulator activity. Lineage: Eukaryota; Metazoa; Chordata; Amphibia; Anura; Bombinatoridae. The transcript is spliced from 5 exons. The record is from RefSeq and is a predicted model, not a curated record. Gene Ontology annotation, biological process: positive regulation of cytoplasmic translation. The coding region runs from base 153 to 695 and encodes 180 amino acids. Gene Ontology annotation, cellular component: cytoplasm.